Molecule: messenger RNA, 1464 nt
Organism: Camellia sinensis
Lineage: Eukaryota; Viridiplantae; Streptophyta; Magnoliopsida; Ericales; Theaceae
Molecular function (GO): hydrolase activity
Source: RefSeq, a predicted model, not a curated record
UAUAUCAAAUGAAACCCAAAGAAAAAAAUAAAGGAAAAGUUUUAUUUACAAACAAACACACAUAUGUGCAAAUGUUUUACAUUAUAAAUGGGUAUUGGGUCUGAAAGAUGGGAUGGUUCUUUGUUUAUUGUGGAAAUAUUCUUGGGUUGUUGUAGUUGAGUUGCUUUUCUUUCGCCAUUGUUUACAAGAAUAUAUUCUCUCAAUGUGCGGCGCGAACCAGUGACCUUCUAGAUUUAGGUGGCUCAUGGACCUUUUCUUUAUCAUUGCCACAAGGGACUGGAUAGUGUAAUUAUUUGCGCAGUAAGAUGAGCUUUGGUAGCACCAGUGGAGGUUCUGGUAGUAGAACUUCUCAAAGGACAUUUGAGUUUGGAAGAACCCAUGUGGUCAGGCCUAAAGGGAAGCACCAAGCUACUAUAGUUUGGCUACAUGGCCUUGGUGAUAAGGGAUCAAGCUGGUCCCAGCUCUUGGAAACUCUUCCUCUUCCUAAUAUUAAGUGGAUCUGUCCAACUGCUCCUACUCGACCAGUAGCUGUAUUUGGUGGAUUUCCUUGCACUGCUUGGUUUGAUGUAGGAGAUAUUUCAGAAGAUUCACCUGAUGAUUUGGAGGGAUUAGAUGCUUCAGCUGUACAUGUUGCAAAUCUCUUGUCAACAGAGCCCCCUGAUAUAAAAUUAGGUGUUGGGGGCUUUAGUAUGGGUGCUGCAACUGCCCUAUACUCUGCUACAUGCCAUGUUUUUCGACAAUACGGGAAUGGAAGCCCAUACCCGGUCCACCUAAGUGCAAUUGUUGGUCUCAGCGGCUGGCUUCCAUGUUCAAGGACUUUGAAGAACCGGUUGGAAGGGUCAAAUGAUGCGGCAAGGCGUGCAGCAUCCUUGCCCGUUUUGCUCUGUCAUGGCUUAGGUGAUGAAGUAGUCGCAUACAAUCACGGGGAGAAUUCUGCACAAACAUUAAGCUCGGCUGGAUUUCGCAAUCUGACAUUCAGAUCAUACAAUGGGCUCGGUCAUUACACCACUCCUGAAGAGACUGAUGAAGUUUGUAACUGGCUGACCGCGUGGUUGGGGCUUGACGGGUCACGGUCAUAAUAAUGGAAAAUGUCAGUGAGGAAGCUUGGUACGGGGUAUACAUGAAGAAGAAAAAUAAAAAAAAAAAUCCAUAGCGACUAGAAGGGCGACUUAGUUUAGAUAUUGGCAUGGGGUAUAUAUGGUAUACUUGCAUCGUUCAAUCUGUUAUUCCCUCUCAGUCUCGUCUUUCCUAAAAUAAAAAUUCUCUAUGGCUCGCUUUUGUUUUUUGAAAUCAAUGUUUGUUACUAAUAAAAUCAUUUGUCUUUUAUUUGUUUUGGGUAUGGAGCUGUUUCUCAUUUUUUAUUUUUCAAAUAAUUUUCUUUUAUUUCUCCCUUUCCUUAUUAGUGAUAGUUGAGCCAUGGAUGUAUUUUGGAAGUGCAUUUCUAUAAAUGUUGUAUUUCAUUGU